GUGAAUCCAUUUUGCUCUCACCACUACCCCGCGUGUCCGUCUGUGACGUAGGCAGACGGAAAGUCUCAUAAUCCGGAGCUCGCGCACAGACACGAGCCGCUGACAGCAGAUGCAAAUCGCAAAAACUUCUCAGGCAUCUCAGGCUUUUUUUUUUUUUCCUUCUUCUCCUUGUGAAUGGGACUCUGGUGUCUCGUGGUAUUUAGGCACGUUGCAGAUGGACAGUUUUAUGAAUGAUUGAUUUUUUCUUGUUCAGGACUUCUCAUGUUAAAAAACUUGGGGAAGAAACAGGGGCAGCAGCGGCCGCCGCUGGACGGACUCUGAUAAGGGAUUAUUAUUUUCUUUUCCGUUUUUUUUCCUGCAAAUAAUAAACUGGAUCUUUGUCAGAGCAGUCAGAUAGGGUCGAGUCUCUCCUCCCGUGCGCACCGCGGCUACCUGGCGAGAUUUGGAUUAAGCCUGAUGAACCGGGGGUAAAUAAUCCACGGGACGAAAAGAAGCGACUCAUUGUCUCGCUGUGGGAUCUUUUUUUUUUUUUUUUCCUCCACUUCUAAAAGGCUGAAGACGAUAUGAUGUCUCUCCGGGGAUACUUUGUCGCUUUUUCCAAAUGCACAGUUCUUCUCUCUCUGAGGAUUGUGCUUCUUCUGCCUGCAGGGUUGCCGGUCCGCAGCCAAGGGGAUUCUCAAUCCGACAACAAAGUGAUGGACAAUAUCACCGUCCGACAAGGAGAGACGGUCUUCCUCAGGUGUGCACAGGGGGACGUUGUCACGCACACAGCGUGGCUAAACCGGUCGAGUAUACUGUAUGCCGGAGAAGACAAAUGGUCGGUGGAUCCCAGAGUGAGUCUGGUGACCCUUAAUCAAGAGGAGUUUACCAUCAAGAUUGAAAAUGUGGACAUGACAGACGAGGGGCAGUAUGUGUGCGCAGUCCAGACGAGCAGGCGACCGAGAACCACCUCAGUGCACAUCCUCGUCCAAGUACCGCCGAAAAUCAUCAACCUGUCGAGAGAUAUUGUGGUAAACGAAGGCGCCAACGUCACCCUGAUGUGCCAAGCCAGCGGUAAACCGGAGCCUUCCAUCAGCUGGAAAGUCAUCUCUGCUUCAGGGGACCUGGCAUCAGACGACGAGUACCUGGAAAUCCCAUCUAUCUCCAGACAGAGAGCAGGGACGUACGAAUGCACAGCUGUCAACGAUAUCGACACAGACGUCCAGACUGUAGACAUCACCGUUAACUAUGCUCCGACCGUGUCAGAGGGCAGAGAUGUCGGAGUGACUCUGGGCCAGACAGGAGAGCUGGAGUGUGAAGCUGAUGCAGUGCCUGAGGCAGAUUUCGAAUGGUAUAAAGAUGACAGAAGGAUCUUUAACGGCUUCGACAGCAUAGAGAUUGUGAGCACCGGAUCGCUGUCGAGGUUGACGUUUUUCAACGUGUCUGACGGAGAUUACGGCAACUACACUUGUGUCGCCAUCAACAAACUCGGGAGCGCAAACACAAACUUCCUCCUGUAUGUGGUAAUUGAACCCACUAGCUCAACGCUAUUGCAAGGACCGAGAGCAGUUCAAGACGGCAGCGGCGGCGCGAUGGGAGUGCACUCGCAUACCUGUCUCCUGUUCUUAGUGAUUCUGCCUUUCCUGCUCAGAUUUUGAAGAGGGAUGGAUUUGAACACAAGUAUUUUGUGUGUGUGUGUGCGUGUGUGUGUGUGUGUGUGUGUGUGUGUGCGCGUGAUUUAUUUUCUGUUUGUUUUUCAACUGGAACCAUAAACUGAUGCACAGUGAGUGCAUGAAGUAUCCUGCUACAUAAUGAUGUUGACCCACUAAAUAAGUACGUAACAAACGUUUUGUUUUUUUUAGAUUUGAAGGAUGUAACAAAUAUUUCACACUUUAAUUGAAUUAUGUUGAAUAUUUUUCUCUCUAAAUUAUAUUAUUCUGGAUUGUCUCUUUAUGUAAAUGUCUCGGGAAAAGAAAACAAAAACAAUAUUUUGUUUGAAAUGUGGUGUCUCUUAUUCAGAUUGAUUUGUAUUAAUUUUUAACUGCAUUGCAUAUUCAUCUCAACUCCAGGAAAAGGCAAAUUUACAGCAAGUAUGAGAGGUGAAUGUUGAAUACCUCAAAGUCAAACCGAGACAGUGAAGCAGAAGGAAUUUAGGUUACCCUGAGGCUGAACGCCUGCUAUUAUCAUAUAUGUAUAAUAAUUAUCAUUCAGUCUGGUUGUGGAAAAGCAAUUGUUUUUGACCUUCAAGUAUUUUUGUUCUCACAAUUAUAGUGAUAUACUUGCAGUUGUGUUAUGCUAAUCUUUAUUUUUCCAAUUAUUUUUUAGUUUCUUUUUUGAAAAAAUGAAAAUAUGAAGUUGUAAUUAUUUAGAACAAAUAUCCUAGUUUUAUGUCUUUGUUGUCUUUUUUUCUUUUUUCUUUUACCAGUACAGUUGUACACAAAAAUGGUGUCAAGAAUUAUUAUAAUUCAGUAGUUAAAAAUGGAACUCCACUUGUGUGGAGUCAACGUCUGACUUUAAUUAAUGAAAAUUAAUGCUGUUGCUACUUUGAAUAUCACGCCAUACACAACAGUUAUUUCAGAAAAUGUUCCCGCCCAUGCUCCGAACCAGUGCUCACUAAAGUCACGUUCAUAGAAAAUAAACUUUUUGCAUGUAUUUAGACACCAGUAACCCAAAGACUUAGAAGUUUAUACAGCACCGUACUUAUACAUACACAGGAGUUUCUUUUGUUCCGUAGUCUCAGCACCGAACAAAUCACAGUGACACAUGUUCCAUAGUGUUGUCUUUUCACAAACACGAGGAGGGUGAACAUGUUGUGUUUUGAUGUGGGUUUAAAAUGGGGGUAAUUUGGAAAAAUAAAAGAUCUAAAUUCAUCGAUACCUUUAAACCAAAAUGUACAGUAUGCGAUUUCUGACUGUGAAAUGCUCAUCCGAACACGACAUCCCCAGCUCUUGUUGAAAAGAAAAGAAUUGCAGGCAUAUUGCCAAAUUGUAAUAACUAAAAAUGAGCAGAGGUCCGAGCAAAAGAACAAAAAAACAAAAAAAAAAGACAGGAUAUGUGCAAAAACAAGAAGAUCAUAUCUCUGUUUUAUUCUCGAGAAGAGAUCACCGCCGGCGUUUUGAGAGGCAGCAAGCAAAAAGUUGUGAGUGCGAGGAUUUUAUGCAACAAUCACAAACCUCUCACAACACGGCAGCAAGAAUUAAAGCCGGUAAUUUACCUUAUUCACGUCUCACGUUGGCAAACAAUUCACACAGACUGCCUGCCGGUCCGCACUCAGGUUCCCGCCGGCCCGUAGUGUUAAGAGCAAGUAAGAUUUGAAGUUCUGGGUUUUGUAACGUGGAAGGGAAUUUUUAGACGUUCUUGCAAAAUGCAUCAGUGUUUGUGUCUGCACACACGAGCAUCUCUUGGUUUCUUGGUUUCUACGAUAAGUGCGCUCCACAUCAGUGGAUUGUGUGCAGCUCGAAUGGAUUUGUAGGAUUCUGUGGAAACAUCAGACAGGAACAGUGAGUUAAAACAAAUGAGUGUGCGCGUGCCUGUUUAGCGGUAGGGCAAUGAUGCGCUUCUUAUGAGCCCACAGCUCUGAUCGAGUGUGUUUUCACAUAUGGUUAUUUUUAAAUUAUUGCAAGCUCACUCGACACUGAGCUGGCCCCCAAAGGGAGAAGAGCGACAGAAGCAAUGAUCUCUGCUAUGUUCGGGUUCAUCUUUUCCUCUCUUAAAAGAAAAUUCAGAUCUCUUCCCCUGGCUCGCCUCAGCUCUAGCAAGGUCGUAGUCCAUCAUCAUCCAGGUGCACCUCAAUUUUUCUUUUGAACUCAGUUCCUUUGUGGACCUUGGGGAUAACACAGUGUGAAAAAGAGCCAAUAUCCAAAUGAAAACAGCAUGAAACAGAUAGGGCCAUUAUUGAAAUUGAUCAGGGUAAUCAUGAGCUGAAUCUGACAGGCUAAUCAUGGUUUGUUUUCACACACAAGACAAAGAGAGGGAGAGAGAGACAAAGAGAGACAGACACCGCAGACUAUUAUUCAUCUCCAGCACAGUGAUGUUUGGAAAUUACACGGUAAUUAUUCCAUCCUGGCUUCAAGGAUGACACCACUGAUCUCACGUCUGUUUUCGCACAGUCAAGAUUAACCACAUUUAAGACGAACUGAAGUCAGAUCACCUCCCAAGGAGGUCUGUGCUGGGGGAUCCCUUCAGAAGGGGUUUGAGUGUGUGUGUGUGUGUAGGUGUGUGUGUGUUGUCAAUAUGCACAAACAAUCACAGCCUCACUGCUGCGAGUUCACUCCAAAGGUUGAAAAAUGUGAAAACAACUCCCGCAAUAGUUUGCCUGGAAAUAUCAGUCAACAAAAACACACACACACACCUCACGUCUUCUCUUUCUCUCUCACACACACACACACACACACACACACACACGACACAGAUUCCAGUGAGGUAAGGCAGUGUGUUGUAUAUCUCUGCCUAUAUUUCUUUUGUAGAACAGCCAAGCACACAUUGUAAAAACUGAUUCAUUUAUGUUAUUUUGUUUUUUUUUACUACCUCUGAGCAAUUCAGCAAUUCGUCCAAUUAUUUACCGGCAAUUACCACCUUAAAGUAAGACUUAGAUCUGGUCAUAGAUGUGUAUUUGUGUGCACUGUAAUGACAAUGUAAGUGAGGCUCAUUAACAGGAACCCUUGAUAUACCGCGCUGCUCUGUCGUCAGUAGUGUUUCUCUGGGAGUAUCACGGCGCUCCGCAGUUUGUUAAAAAAAGUGCAGACAGCUGAAUGUUUGCAGUUUAUUGCUUUGUCCUUAAUAAUUGUGAAUAUAUAUCUAUUUCUUUCUCUCUUUUUUUAAUCAUGUCAGAUACAGUAUAAUUUUUCAAGUCAAGCACACUAUUACUGAGGACAAACCCAUGUAAGCACUUACCUUUAGAAUAUAGACAGAUCUGUACAAACCAGCAGGGCUGCUGUCCAAAUAUAAAACAUGAGGGAAUGAACAUGAAUGCGUUUUUUCACUUGUACCAGAGGUAACGAGGUGGCUGUAUUUUCCCCUCCAAUAAUCCAGCUAAUAAUUGCAAUGCCAAAUGGUCACUAAGGCAGCGAUUCAGAGUUGAGGCUGCGCUGAGCAGACUUCAAACCAAAACUGUGUGUAUUCAUAUUCUGACAUCAUUAUGAGGAGCCGUGCUAGCUGUCAAUAUAAAAAAAAAAAAACAUUGUUUAUUACUUCUGGACACGAACAAAACGAUGUAAACUGCAAACAACGCUCAGCUGAAGAGGCAACACAGAAGCCAUGAUCUGAAGAUGAGAGAUUCUCCAGUGGAGGUGGAAAACAGUCAGCACCUGUCAGAUCACUGUUGGAAAUCCCACUAGAUCAUCUUCCUAAAGUUUUGGCCUUGGUCUGAGCCACAUGCCGCUAACAGAAAGGCAUCAUCUUCAUUUCCUUGUUCUUAAAUCCCCGCUGCUCCAAAUGUGUAACAAGAGAAGGCAUGUGGAGGAUGUGCUCCUGUGCAGGCCGCUUCUUUCAAGGUUUAAUUUGAAGUGUUUUCUGACCUGAGGCCUUUUUACAUUACUUAGCGCCGGUAUUCUCAGUGCAGUAUGGGCGCCGCUAGCCUCAAGGUUAGACAAGCUGGCUUGCAGAGCAGUUAAAUAAACACAAUCACAUUACAUUUAGUGAGGCUGUGUGAUGGUUUGUGUUGCGCAACACAGCUAUUUGCCAUGUUAUGGCUCAUUUAGUUGAGAAGACUCUAAUAAGCUCUCAGUUGGCCCUCAUACUGUCCUGUUGUUAACUGGACUCAUCCUGCAUUGUAACCCUGAAGGGUAUAUACUGUAAAUCGCACCCGGUGUGAUGACUGCAGCUCUUUUCUAAACGCAGUAACAUCCUGUUUAUGCAACAUCCAGGGAGUUAAAUAAAGUUAAAAAUGAACAUUGAUUGUUUCUCGCCACACUGCACGCUUCCAACAGCUGCAUAUAACAUGCAUCGCAGUCAGGCAAACAAUGCACAGCAGGAGGUGACACGCCAAUUUCAAUGGGACUAACUUCUAUAAUUGAAAAUAAGUCCCCGUCUCUCAGACAGUAGGGAGUUGUACUACACUUUCUUCCUGCACGGCAUUAAAAAAGUCAGUCUGUACUGUCUUAUUAGAGCAAAUGCAAAUGCAAACUCCCACCAAGCAUGACUUUUAAAAACGAUAUGCAAGACACACUGCAAAGUCCCAUUCAAGCCAAACUUAUAAUGAUAAAACUUAGCAACCCAGGGAGAGGAUCUUGGAAAUACACUAGUAAAAUAUUUCUGAUCCACCCCCAAAGUUCAGCAAGGAAAUUGCUCUGAGAAGGCCUGAAUACACAGAACUUUUUUUCUUUCCGACUCCAGUCAGCCAAUUCUGAAUCACGGCCCAUGAAGGCUUAUAUUUUGGCAGUAGCCCUGCAUAUUUAUGUUGAUAUGACCAAUUCCAUUGUCUGUUUGCUGCAUAAGGAUUGCAGGACUCAUUCUCUCUCUCAGCCCGAGCAAACAUUGGCCCAUUUGGAACAUGGGGCUGAGUUGAAGGAGAGAAGGGAAAAAAAAAAAUGAAAAAAUAUGUGUGUAAUUUCUUUUCUUUCUCACCAUAUGUGCAAGGCAGGACGCCAGUCUUUAAGGAAAAUUUGAUACCAUUUAAGAACAAUGACUGAGCUUGUUUUGCACCUACCAGAUAGUACUAUUAAUUUUAGGUGUUUUGUGACAUUCGUGUGAUUUGCAUCGGAGUCUAGAAGAGAUCAUUUUUCGGAUGUGAGA
Messenger RNA from Larimichthys crocea (large yellow croaker), 6711 nucleotides. It is a transcript of the gene ntm, whose product is annotated as neurotrimin. The transcript has 8 exons. The record is from RefSeq and is a predicted model, not a curated record. Bases 564 to 1637 code for a protein of 357 amino acids. Lineage: Eukaryota; Metazoa; Chordata; Actinopteri; Sciaenidae.